AUGGAGCUGGGGAAAGGUGAAUUUACAAACUGCAGUAAUCCUAGUGAUGGUGAAAGUACAGAUACUUGCUUCAAUCUUCUACAAAAUCAAAUAAGUGACGGGAGAAAUGCAUGUUCUGAAUGCGGGAAAUGUUUUUCCACUAAAACAUUUCUUUCUAACCAUAUGAAAAGCCAUACUGGAAAAAAAUCACUUUCAUGUUCUGAAUGUGGGAAAUGUUUUAUUGACAAUUCAACGCGUAUCACUCAUGAGAAAAUUCAUACAGGAGAAAAACCAUUUUCAUGUUCUGAAUGUGGAAAAUGUUUUACUCAGAAAGCACAUCUCGUAUCUCACCAGAAAACUCAUACAGGAGAAAAACCAUUUUCAUGUUCUGAAUGUGGGAAAUGUUUUGCUUGGAAACCAUCUCUUAUUACACAUCAGAAAAACCAUACAGGAGAGAAACCAUUUUCAUGUUCUGAAUGUGGGAAAUGUUUUGCUAAUGAAAUAUAUCUUAGUAAUCAUAAAAAAAUUCAUACUGUAGUAAAAGCAUUUUCAUGUCCUGUAUGUGGGAAAUGUUUUAAACAAAUAUCAGCUCUUACGAAACAUCAGAAAUAUCAUACAGGAGAAAAACCAUUUUCAUGUUCUUUAUGUGGCAAAUGUUUUAUUGAUAAAUCAAUUCUUAAAAGGCAUCAGACAAUUCAUACAGGGAAAAAAUGAUUUCUGUGUUCUGGAUGUGGAAAAUUUAUUUUUAAUGACACUAUGAGUCCACUGAUCAUCUUAAUUACUAAUGGGAUAUUCACCU
Messenger RNA from Bombina bombina (fire-bellied toad), 778 nucleotides. RefSeq names its product gastrula zinc finger protein XlCGF71.1-like. Bases 1 to 693 code for a protein of 230 amino acids. Gene Ontology annotation, molecular function: RNA polymerase II cis-regulatory region sequence-specific DNA binding; DNA-binding transcription factor activity, RNA polymerase II-specific. The record is from RefSeq and is a predicted model, not a curated record. The transcript has 2 exons. Lineage: Eukaryota; Metazoa; Chordata; Amphibia; Anura; Bombinatoridae. Gene Ontology annotation, biological process: regulation of transcription by RNA polymerase II.